Trypanosoma brucei brucei TREU927 is the source of this 855-nucleotide messenger RNA. RefSeq lists its product as hypothetical. Gene Ontology annotation, cellular component: cytoplasm; nucleus. The coding region runs from base 1 to 855 and encodes 284 amino acids. Gene Ontology annotation, biological process: tRNA wobble uridine modification. Gene Ontology annotation, molecular function: tRNA binding; S-adenosylmethionine-dependent methyltransferase activity. Lineage: Eukaryota; Euglenozoa; Kinetoplastea; Trypanosomatida; Trypanosomatidae. The record is from RefSeq and is a predicted model, not a curated record. The transcript has a single exon.
AUGAGUGCCCCUACUGAAAGGGAACGUUUAGGCAAUGAUAAAGUGACAGAGGUUCAGCCAACCGAACUACUUGACGUCGCGGGUAUUGAACGUCGACACGUGCAACAGGUGUACGAUGAUAUUGCAACACAUUUCUCGGCAACUCGCUACAAGGCGUGGCCAAGGGUGCGCGCCUUUAUCGAGUCGCUGCCGAGAUAUGCCGCUGUGGUAGAUGUUGGCUGUGGGAACGGCAAAUACUUUUCUUGCGCACAAAACUUUAUGGCGGCAACUUCUAAUGCUCCAGACGACGGGGCAAACGAAGAGGGACAAACAGGCCCCGCGUAUCGGUUCGUUGCCGGCGUUGAUUUUAGUGAGAGGCUUCUCCGGUUAGCACUGAACCAACUGGACCACGAAGCAAGCGAGACUUCGCCGUCGUCUUCACGGUCGCUUGGGACUCGCGGUCGCACCGAACUUCUUCUUGCUGAUGCCCGUCGUACAGCGUUUCGCAACGGAGCAUUUGAUGCAGCGAUUAGCAUUGCGGUUGUUCAUCAUUUCGCUACACACGAACGGCGCCUCGACGCUGUUCGCGAGCUGUUGAGGCUUGUACGGCCAGACGGUCUCAUUUUGAUCUAUGUCUGGGCGAAGGAACGGCCGGAAAAGCGUCCAAGGAGUGGUGCAUCAGACGUGUUUAUCCGCUGGGAGAUGCAUGAGGCGCACGACCCUGAGCGACGUGUGCACCACCGAUAUUAUCACCUCUUUGGAGAAGGUGAAUUGGAACGCCUUGUGGAGGAAGCGGGUGGUGUUGUGCGGGAGUCGUAUUUCGACAAGGAAAACUGGUGCGUUGUGCUGCAGAAGAGUAAGAGGGGUGAACAGUGA